AUGGCUCCUAAGAAGAUAGUGCGUCAACCCCAGCAGAGUGGUUAUGUACAGCCGGUGCCUGCGGACGGGCUGAACGUGAUUGGCGUGGCACAUGUGUACGCCGGUUUCAACGACACGUUCAUCCACGUGACUGACUUGUCGGGCAAGGAGACUUACUGCCGUGUUACUGGUGGUAUGAAGGUGAAGGCGGAUCGUGACGAAUCUUCUCCGUACGCAGCCAUGCUUGCGGCCCAGGAUGUGGCGGUACGUUGCAAGGAGCUCGGCAUCACUGCCGUGCACAUCAAACUCCGUGCUACUGGUGGUGUCCGUCAACGCGCUCCCGGUCCUGGCGCUCAGGCUGCCCUUCGAGCACUCGCUCGUAACGGCCUCAAGAUCGGCCGCAUAGAAGAUGUCACCCCCAUCCCAUCUGACUCCACUCGCAGAAAGGCCGGCCGUCGCGGACGCAGGCUUUAA
Molecule: messenger RNA, 453 nt
Organism: Gregarina niphandrodes
Lineage: Eukaryota; Apicomplexa; Conoidasida; Eugregarinorida; Gregarinidae
Product: 40S ribosomal protein S14
Exons: 1
Coding region: 1-453 (150 amino acids)
Biological process (GO): maturation of SSU-rRNA from tricistronic rRNA transcript (SSU-rRNA, 5.8S rRNA, LSU-rRNA); translation; ribosomal small subunit assembly
Cellular component (GO): cytosolic small ribosomal subunit; ribosome
Molecular function (GO): mRNA 5'-UTR binding; small ribosomal subunit rRNA binding; structural constituent of ribosome
Source: RefSeq, a predicted model, not a curated record